This is a messenger RNA of Neurospora crassa OR74A, 2103 nucleotides long. RefSeq lists its product as hypothetical. The transcript has 2 exons. The record is from RefSeq and is a predicted model, not a curated record. NCBI's taxonomy places the organism in Eukaryota, Fungi, Ascomycota, Sordariomycetes, Sordariales, Sordariaceae. The coding region runs from base 1 to 2103 and encodes 700 amino acids. Gene Ontology annotation, molecular function: protein binding.
AUGUCUUCGUCUGCUGAGUACUUUCUCACACUCCCCCCAGAGGCGGAACCACGAACAAUCCUCGACCUCCCCCCCGAGAUAAUGCGUAUGAUUGCGGAUAGCCUCAAGGAUUCAGAAUUGAACUCUCUGGUUCGGACAUGCAAUACGAACUACACCAAAUGCAAUUGGGAGCUGUACAAGAGGGAUUCAAAAUCCGUCAACCCCCAGGCCUUGCUUUGGGGUUUUGGAAUGGUAAGGUCGCCCUGGACAGCUCUGCACUUCGCUGCCGUGUUCAACCAAAUGGAAGCCACCAAGUUUCUCCUCCAAAACGGAGCGGAUGCCACGGCCGUCUGCCCUAGAGACGGCUACUUUGUCCUCGCAGAUGUCAACGAUCCACUCCCGCGCACCCCUCUGUUCACAGCGCUCAAGACAAAAAGUGAGGGGGUUGCUGAAGUUAUGUUACGCCACGGUGUCUCGCCUCUGUGGGCUCCUCCCGGUACCGGUGGACACGCGAAGGAAACAGCCUUGUACUUGGCAGCUCACCUCGGUAUGUGGAAACUCCUUGGGCUCAUUGUCAACGCGGGGGUGGACGUCAACGCGGGUUGUCAUGUUGAUGAUAUACCCAGAUGGUCAACGGACCCUGCUGGAAAGUCCAUCCUUAGGAAGCUGUGUUACAGCAAGCGAAAGCCUUCAGAAAAGGUGAUUUCCGAGCUCGUCAAGUUGGGCGCGAAAGCAACUGUACGAGAAAUUCCAGGACGGACGAACAUGGUCCACCUCCUCCUUCAACUCAUCACAGGUACCGGGCAAGGUAAAAAGACCAACCCUGAUUGGCCCCUCGCAAGCAUUCUGCUAAGAACAGGAGCCUGUGACGGAACACUGAAUGAAGUCGAGGUUCUAGCAGCUAUCCAGAUAACCUUGUUUCCGAGGAAGUGUCCAUACACCCCGCACCUCACCAGGCACACUCUCUCCAAUCUCAUAUGGUACAACAGAAAAUCCCGUGCAUACUCGAUUGAGGCAUGCCUGGUCGGAAGAUGCUGCAGAUGCAAGCUUGGUAAAGGCCGGUACCCCGAGAACGAGCCGACAACCGGGAGAAAAUUGCAGACCGAGCUUCUCCAAGAACUCGUGAAUUUCCAAGUCCGUCAUUACGGUCGGGAGGGGCUUGACGCCCCCUUACCCUUCCUCACGGAGACCUUGCUUACCUUGUUAGCACGCCACCGGCAUGCGAACACGACCGCCUUGGAUAUUUGGCUUGAGUUAAUGCCGGACGACCACAAGACCAAAGUCGUCAAUGUUCGACGCCAAACUGCUCUGCACAUUGUUCUGAAUAUCGAUACUUUCGAAGAAAAGUUAUGGUACGUUGGCGGCAAGCCUACAAGGAAUAUCGACAGAGCCUUCGAUCAACAACACGAUGCCCUCUUUUAUCUCCUGGAGCGGUGUACAUCGGAUGAGCUGCUGGCCCAAGAUGUUGAGAAGUGCACCCCUUUACAGCUACUUUUGGGCGGACUCUACUGGGAUCAAGAUUCAGAGUACUAUGCGGGCCUUGUUGACCUAAACACAAUACCCCUUGAGCCCUUUUCCGAGGAAGUGUGGGCAAAGAAGUGUCUGGCAUUCGUCGAGAGGACGCUAAUGGUGAUUCCUGAGCUGUCAGACUCUGUUUAUCAACGAGUUGUUGAGGAGCUUCACUGGCGUCGCUGGGAACUUGGCUGCGAAUCCGGCAUCAUCUAUCUUGGCAGAAUCGGGGGCCGGGGAAGAGAGCCACACUACUUUCCGAGUUUCAAACCUCAAGAUGGGGAGAUGAAACGUCCAAUCCCUCAGAAUCCUCCCCUGUUGCCUGUGCCAUUUGAAGCCGCACCAGCAGCAGAGCCGACCUCAGCAGAGUCUACGCAGCCAGCAGAGCUGCCAAUCCGACCAGCAAAGCACGCUCUACCAGACGGGCCCGCGGCUCCAGAAAAGCGACAACGAACAACGGAGUCCCAGGAAACGGAAGAGGAGACCGCCAACGAUCAUGCUGUUGCAGGACAGCCAAAUGUGCCGCCGUCAACACCAGUUUCUGGGUUCGAUAUCGACUUCGAAGCGUUGAUGGCAAACGUCCAAGAGGAGUACGACAAUGCCUGGUCAACAUAA